This is a messenger RNA of Trichogramma pretiosum, 4055 nucleotides long. It is a transcript of the gene da, whose product is annotated as protein daughterless. Gene Ontology annotation, biological process: regulation of transcription by RNA polymerase II. Gene Ontology annotation, molecular function: DNA-binding transcription factor activity, RNA polymerase II-specific; protein dimerization activity; RNA polymerase II cis-regulatory region sequence-specific DNA binding. The record is from RefSeq and is a predicted model, not a curated record. The transcript is spliced from 11 exons. Lineage: Eukaryota; Metazoa; Arthropoda; Insecta; Hymenoptera; Trichogrammatidae. Bases 1158 to 2987 code for a protein of 609 amino acids. Gene Ontology annotation, cellular component: transcription regulator complex.
ACAGUAGUAGUUGCGCCGCGCACUUUCGACCAAGAGCCAGGGGUUCGCGUGUAGAGCGCAGUUCACUCUGCCGAACCCGCACGAAGCGACACAGCGACCUUCUGUGUUUAGCGCUAAAAUUUACACGCGUACACGCACUAGAAAACGCACACAAUACAUGCACACACACCUACGUAUAAUAUCGAUGCACGUACGACAUAUAAAAAGGACGCGAGUGUACUCCGAUACUACUCGUUUCGCCUUGUAGCGGGAGUGUGCUACGUUACGAUAUCAAGUGUGCUACGAAAGAGAGAGAGAGAGAAUAAGUGCUGUGCGGGUACAUAUAGAAGACCCGAAAACCCCACUGCAGUCCAAGUGACAUACGUACACACACUCAUAAUAAUAAUAAUAUAAAUAUCUAACACCAGGCACACACAGGUGCGCGAGCGCUGCGGAGCACGUGCGCGACGAAUCGUGAGCGGCCGCAAGUAUACUCUACUGCUACAUAGUAUAUACGUAGUAGCACAGGCCCUGCUCCGCAUGUGUCAAUUACAAUAACAAACAAAACAAGUUAAAUAGCAGUGACGAUGUUGUGCCAGCAGCGAGCCAAAUAAUAAUAAAGGGCUCGCAUCAACACCAUACUAACGUUGUGCCGCUUUAAUAAUACUGUCGAGCGAUCGUCAUCAGAGUGCGCGCACGAUCAUGAGCGCUGACGAGUCGCCGUCGCUUACGAUCCAACUCGCGGCUACUACCACCAAUAGCGAGGCUCUCUGACACGCUCCGCGUCGCGGAUGAGCGUCGAUCGUUUUGCAGUGCGAGAGGCCCGCAGUGUCGAUCAGCUAAUUGCCGCGUCUGCCGCUGCUGCUGAUUGCGAGUUAUAUACCUCUUCUUAAUGUAAGCGUCGUUUGGCCUCAGGUCUCUGUGUUUGUGUUUCAAAGUUCACAACUAUUGCCUGGCCCGGGUGACUUUUAUUUCGCCGUGAAUAGUUACAUUUAGUUUCUGAACCGCCUUCGAGCGAAGCCUCGUGCGGUGGUGCUUUGCUGCUUUUCUCGCUACGGGUUCUUAGAGAUAGAGAGAGAGAGAGACGGAGCAGCGAGAGCCACCCGCGCGCGCCGGUCUUGGUGCACCGAGAGAAGCGUCGACGAGUGCAGUGUCUGUGCGCGGAUAUUAUCCAUAAUAUGCAACCGGACUCGAUAAUGCGCGACGUCGACAACUCCGUGGACAAGCUGCGCGUCGUCAACAACAAUUACAACAACAACGUCGACGUCGUGGUGGUCGAGUCACCGGGCGCGAUGAACAACGGCGCCGGUGGAAGACACGCCGCUGGCCCCGAUCACAACAUCAACAUGUAUCACCAGAUGGGCGACGACGGCCUCACGCAGAUCGGCCAGGUUUUUCACUCGGCUUACCAGUCGAUCGUCGCUGGACAGCCUCAGUAUGGAUCAGACGAAUUUGGACAAGACUCGCCAAGGUACACUUCGCCAAAAGGUGCAACUCUCUAUGGGGAUACCUACUAUAUCGAUGGCAAUGGUGCAGGAUCGGGCCCAGGUGAUCCAUGGAACAACGCCACUGGCGGUGUUCAGCCACCCUACAACAGUUACGCGCCGCCUCAUUUGGCUCAACCGGCUUAUCCGAUGCACAUACCACACGACCCGAUGACAUACCCGACGAUGUCUCCGAACGGUGAGCCCCAGGCCCAGCCGAUCCUGGGCUCGGCGGUGACCUCGGCCGCCUCGCUGCCGCCGAUGUCGUCAUUCCGCGGCAGUGUGGCAGCGGCCAUGCCGGUGCCUGGGCAACAGCAGGCACCAGGGGCGAGCCAAGGAUCCUCCUCGCCUGUCGCACUGCAGUACAGUCAUAGUCCUGGAGCGCCGGUUGCAGUUCCGGUGGCGCCCAGCGCUACUCCCGUGGUUACUGCAGCGCAGCAACAAGCCAGUCAGAAUACCGUCAGUAAUCAGCCUCCGCAGCCGUCUUCGAAUCAAGACAAUCUCAACAAAAAUCUCUCCACCGUUAUCUAUCCAACCGACCAGUCUGUGUCGAGUUAUAGCAGUAAUCCUUCGACGCCCGUGAGCUCGCCUCCGCCUUUGGCCGGACCGGUGUCUGGCUGGGUAUCUGGAGCUGCGCCGGUUUCGCCGCACAUAGCAGCGGAUCCGAACCGAGCAAACUCUCACAUGGGUCCGAGAUUGGAAGAGCCUUAUCACAUGGAUGAUGCGAUCAAUGUAUUGAGGAACAUUGCAGAAUGUCCACCUGGGCUACAUCUUGGAGUUGGCCCAGUUGGACCUCACGGUGCAAUUUAUUCUCAUACAUCUCCACAACCAUUAGAUCACAUGGCGAACCCUCAUUCUGCAGUAACAGUAUCACAAACACAACCUUCAUACCUUACACCAACGUCUGACACCGAUGGCACAAUAAAAAUUGAAAGGUUGCCAGUAAAUAACACAAAAUACGUCAGUGUUGAUAAAAGAAAAGAUGUUCCAGACUCAAAUCCGGCUGUUGAAGUUAAACCGUCGGGACGAGAUCUUACGGCUGCAGCUGCAGGAGCCAUUGGAAAGGCUGCGAAGCGUUCGAGACGAUAUUGUUCGAGCGCCGAUGAAGACUGCGACGAUCCUAGUACUAAGGCGGUACGUGAAAAAGAACGUCGACAAGCCAACAACGUUCGCGAGAGGAUACGCAUACGAGACAUCAACGAGGCUUUAAAGGAGCUUGGCCGAAUGUGUAUGGUUCAUAUGAAAUCUGAGAAGCCUCAAACGAAACUUGGUAUUCUAAAUAUGGCUGUAGAAGUUAUCAUGGAAUUAGAACAACAAGUCAGAGAGAGAAAUCUGAACCCUAAGGCUGCGUGCUUAAAAAGAAGAGAAGAAGAAAAAGCUGAAGAUGGACCAAAAAUUCCAGGACAUCUUGCAUCACACAUAACUCAUCCACACCCACAUCCUCAUGCGCAUACGCAGGCGCCUUUUCCAGCAAUGCCUGGUCCUCAAGUAACUCUUCUUCAUAGUUCGCCCCAGCAACAGUAGCAAAAAUUGUUCUAUAGCGCAAUGAUUUUAUAAGUCAUUGAGAUGCCGCCAAUAGCUAUAAACUUUACUAGCUAUAUUUCGGCAUUGUCUUCUGUAUAUCCGCCCUUCACUUAAACGAUGAAUGUUGAAUUGUAAUUGUUCGACGCUUAACUUCACGAUUGUAAGCGAUUGACUAAGUUGAACAAUUUUUUCUUAUUAUGAAAAAAAAUUUCUUAGUAUGAAAAAAUGUUGAAAAAUUCAAACGUUCAGAUAUAAAGACGUUGUAUAUCUCAUAUAUAAGAAAUAUUUAAGUAUUAAAUACAUUUUUAAUGUUCUUUUGUUUAUUUAAUUGAAAUCUCGAAUUUUGUUCGUUUAUCAGUUUUGUUUAACGUAAAUGUGAAACUUGAAAUCACUCAAUUAAAAUGUUUUAUAUACGAUGUAGAUCUGAGUGAAUUGUGAAAAAUAUUUUAAAAAUUCAAGACUUCCAUCAAACUAGUUUUAACAUAUCAUGCGCAUAUUGUAAAUAUUAUAUAUAUAUAGUGUGAUACACACCAAAUCUGUAAUACACUUAAGAUGAAAAUUGCCACAUAUAAUUAUUUUUGCUCUAUUACCAUUAAUGAUUUUUAUGACAUUUUCCAUCAAUAACUAGUUGUAAAUUAUCAUUUAACAACAUUUGUGUAUAAAGAUUGUGAGAGAAAAGGAAAUCCUGCGUCCCGAAGAAAUAUUAUCUAUUUGAUGCAAAACUUUGAUUUAAAAAACGUACUUGAAAACAAAAAAAAAGGAAUGAAAGUACGUGAAGUAAUUUAUCUAGUAUUGACUUUUCAAUAGUAAACGACUAUUGAUUUUACAUAUCGAUCAGAAAGAUGUAUAUUCAUUGCAUUUCUGAAAGAAAUAUUAAUAUUGGAUAUAUUAUCCGAAUUUUUGUAAUUCAAGAGAAUGAGUUGAUUAAAUUGUGUUGACUUUACACAUUAUUGAAAAAAGCAAGUAUUUAUUCAAUUUUUUAAUCAAUUAUGUACUCAUAAAUAUUGGAAAUUGCUGAAGACAGGCAGCUUAAAAUCAAUAAAAUAUGUUUAUUUGAAAACGAAAAAA